Scomber japonicus (chub mackerel) is the source of this 2919-nucleotide messenger RNA. RefSeq names its product kinesin-associated protein 3-like. Gene Ontology annotation, cellular component: axoneme; kinesin II complex; ciliary transition zone. The record is from RefSeq and is a predicted model, not a curated record. The transcript has 20 exons. Gene Ontology annotation, molecular function: kinesin binding. Gene Ontology annotation, biological process: microtubule-based movement; cilium organization. Bases 100 to 2454 code for a protein of 784 amino acids. Lineage: Eukaryota; Metazoa; Chordata; Actinopteri; Scombriformes; Scombridae.
CACACGUAUUUCACUUCAGUGGUCGUGAUUUGGGGGGAUUUGUUGAACACGACCAGGAUAACAAAUUCAUUCAAAUCGGAAACAUUACGUUCGAGGAAGAUGCAGGAUGACGCGCGCUACCUCAAACGCAAAGUGACUGCGGGCAGCUUGGAUGUACAUCCCACAGAAAAGGCUCUCGUGGUCCACUAUGAGGUGGAAGCAUCUAUACUGGGAGAGAGUGGCGAUCAUAUGGUGGGGGAACGUAAGGAGGGACAAAAAAUUAUUCGUGUGAAAAGUCUCUCUCCUAGUACAGAUGUGGGAGCUUUGGCCAAGAAAGUGGUGGAGGAGUGUAAACUCAUCCCUCAUUCACGUUUGCCCCAAGUGGAGCAGCUGCUGUACUACCUGCAGAACAGGAAGUCAUCCCCGGUAGAGGGCAAAGUGGAGAAGAAAGAGAAAAGAAGUGUUAAACCCAGAGAGCUGACACCGUUUGAAGGGAUGGAGUUAAACGAGGAGGCCAGUAUAACCAGAGUGGACGAGUAUAUCGAGCUGCUCUAUGAGGGCAUCCCAGAGAAGAUCAGAGGCGCCGCUCUCAUCCUGCAGCUCGCUCGCAACCCUGACAACCUGGAGGAGCUGCUGCACAACGAGGCAGCUCUAGGUGCUCUAGCCAGAGUUUUAAGGGAGGACUGGAAACAGAGUGUGGAGUUGGCGACCAUCAUCAUUUACAUCUUCUUCUGCUUCUCCAGCUUCUCCCAAUUUCAUGGAGUGGUGAGCCAUUAUAAAAUAGGUGCGUUGUGUAUGAGUGUGGUGGAGCACGAGCUGAAGAGACAUGACGUGUGGCGUGAGGAGCUACGGAAGAAGAACAAGGCUUAUGAGUCAGCACCAGAGAACGGCUCUCUAAGAAGAGACCAGGAUAAAGCUAUGAGGAAAUACCAAGGACUUCUGGCUAAACAGGAGCAGCUGCUCAGAGUGUCUCUUUACCUCUUGUUGAACCUCGCAGAGGACACGAGGACAGAGCUGAAGAUGAGGAAUAAAAACAUCGUCGGCCUGCUGGUCAAAGUUCUCGAGCGGGAUGACGAGGAGCUGCUGGUGCUGGUGGUUUCAUUCCUCAAGAAACUGUCCAUCUUCCUGGAGAACAAGAACGACAUGGCUGAGGUGGAUACUGUAGAGCAGCUGGCUCGCCUGGUUCCCUGUGAGCAUGAAGAUCUGCUCAACCUGACUCUGCGUCUGCUGCUCAACCUCUCCUUCGACUCGGGUCUCCGAGCUAAGAUGGUGGAAGUUGGACUGUUGCCUAAACUGACUGCCUUGCUGGGUAACGAUACAAAACAACACGGCGAUGAGAACAACCGUCAGGUGGUGAUGAGGAUCCUCUAUCACAUCAGCAUAGACGACCGCUUCAAGGGCAUGUUUGUUUACACUGACUGCAUACCUCAGCUUAUGCAAAUGCUGUAUCAUCACGGUGAGGAGGAAAUUGAAGCUGAGCUCAUCUCCAUCUGUAUCAACCUGGCUGCUAACAAGAAGAACGCACAGAAGAUGUGUGAAGGAAAUGGACUGAAGAUGCUCAUGAAGAGAGCUCUGAAGAUGAAAGAUUGUCUUCUGAUGAAAAUGAUCAGAAACAUCUCACAACAUGACGGACCAAUCAAACCACUCUUCAUCGACUAUGUUGGUGACCUGGCAGCUGAGAUCCGUGCAGAGGAAGAGGAGGAGUGGGUUCUGGAGUGUUUGGGUACUCUGGCCAACCUCACCAUCCCUGACCUGGACUGGGAGUUGGUGCUGAAGGAGUACAACCUGGUACCCUACCUAAAAGACAGACUCAAACCAGGCUCAGCAGAGGAUGACCUCAUCCUCGAGGUGGUGAUAAUGAUUGGAACAGUUUCCAUGGAUGAUGCCUGUGCUGCCAUGCUGGCCAAAUCUGGCAUAAUUCCUGCCCUGAUUGAGCUUCUGAAUGCCCAGCAGGAGGAUGAUGAGUUUGUGUGUCAGAUUGUCUACGUCUUCUAUCAGAUGGUGUUUCACCAAGCAACACGUGAUGUCAUCAUCAAAGACACCCAAGCUCCAGCCUACCUGAUAGACCUGAUGCACGAUAAGAACGCAGAGAUCAGAAAUGUGUGUGACAACACCCUCGAUAUUAUAGCUGAGUACGAUGAGGAGUGGGGGAGGAAGAUUCAGUCAGAGAAGUUCCGUUUCCAUAACAACCAGUGGCUGGAGAUGGUUGAGAGUCGCCAGGCUGACGAGUCUGAACCGUAUCUGUAUGAUAACGACAACGACAGGACUGAUCUGUUCUACAGCGCAGAUGGAAUAACUCCAGGAGACGGUUCAGUCAGUCCAGAUUUCUUCGGUGACCUGCAGGCUCAGAACGGAGACUCGCACCACACAGGAGAUGGCAAUGAUCUCUUUGACCAGACCAGCUCGUCACCUGGACGACCAGCGACCGCCUACGGCUUCAGACCUGACGAACAACCCUUUUAUCAGUACUCAUAGACACACAAACACACACACACGCCUGGUUUGUUAAACACUUGAGGACGUCCUGUCAUUUUAAAUCCAUUCCACACUGUUACAUCUGCAGCUUGACUUUCCGUCGUCUCAACUAAAGGCGUCACGCUGGUGUAGUUACUGAGUCGGUGGUCAUUAAUGCUGGAACGCAUUAGUGAUAAGAACUGACACACACUCAUACUGCAGAUGUUUAACUAAUAAUUAAAUAACCUGCAGUUCAACUCUCAUUUAGUCACUAUUAUGUUAAACAUGCGUAGUUAAGUCUUCCUUACCCGCUGGCUGCAGUCUCCUGUUGAGUGAGUGGGUCAGUAAAUCAUUUCAAGAAUGUCAACAUUUCUAACAAUACACAUUGAUCCAUUUUUGCAUGUUUUUCUAUAUAAUAAUGAAUAUUUGUUGCCUUUUCAAAUCCACUGAAAAACCAGUCAGGUGUGUUGAUGAAGGAUCAUGUCA